Molecule: messenger RNA, 516 nt
Organism: Tachysurus vachellii
Lineage: Eukaryota; Metazoa; Chordata; Actinopteri; Siluriformes; Bagridae
Gene: rpl22l1
Product: ribosomal protein L22-like 1
Exons: 4
Coding region: 40-417 (125 amino acids)
Biological process (GO): cytoplasmic translation
Cellular component (GO): ribosome
Molecular function (GO): RNA binding; structural constituent of ribosome
Source: RefSeq, a predicted model, not a curated record
CUGACGUCACUUCCCUCUCUCUCUCUCUCUCUCUCUAACAUGGCGCCGAACAGACCGUCUGUAGGGAAAAGGAACAGAAAAGGAGCUUCAUGGAGGUUCACACUGGACUGCACACAUCCUGUGGAGGACGGGAUCCUGGACUCAAACAACUUUGAGACGUUCCUCAAAGAGAAGGUGAAGGUUAACGGCAAAACUGGAAAUCUGGGUAACGUGGUGCAGAUCACUCGGGAGAGAAACAAGAUCAGCAUCUCAUCAGAAAAACGCUUCUCAAAGAGGUAUCUGAAAUAUCUCACAAAGAAAUACCUGAAGAAGAAUAACCUGCGCGACUGGCUGCGUGUGGUGGCGUCCGAUAAAGAGACCUACGAGCUGCGAUACUUCCAGAUCAGUCAGGAAGACGAGUCUGAGACAGACGAGUGAAGCCGUUGUGUGGCGAGGAGAGGAAGAGGAGGAUGAUGAUGGAGCAAAUCUCAUCCUUUAUAUUGGGUUUUUGUCAAUAAAUGUUGGAUUUACAUUAAA